CAACAACCUCCCAUGUUCAGAAUCAGGCGCUUUUCCAACCAAUUGUUGGAACAUCCCGUCCAGACUCCGGAGAAAGCUCUCCUUCGUUGGUAAUGGGACCAUCAUAGUUACGUCCUGGAUUCAUGCAGAUAAUGUUGGCAUCAUUGGCAUUAUCAGUCAUGACGAAGUACAAUCCCUCGAAUUGGAGCUACCCCGAGGCUCAUCAGUUACUUAAUCCCGAUUCCCCCCACCAUCCCUCAGGAAUUGGGGAAUAUCUAAUACCAUUACUACAUCCCUAGAACAGCAAUAUUCGUCACAGCAUUCGUGGCGACAAGAGUUCUUUGGACAGGCCGGAACGACUUGAGCACGAGGGAGUCUGGAACCUGAAAUCCAACCUCACAAACAUAUAACGGAUUGCAACUUUUGGGACGCAAUGAACGCAAUGAACGCAAAACAGCAUCCCCUUAUGGCCACAGCCACUGCCAUUGGGGCCGAAGUCAUGGGCGAACGACGCGGGCCAAGGAUGAGCCACAUGCAAAGCGCAAACGAAGGGCCGGCCGACAUCAUCUCCAAAGUCUCUGGUGUCACCUCUGGAGGGAAGCGGGCGGACGAUGGCGCAUACUUUACCAAUAACGAGGGCAUUCCGUUCCCAGAUCCUGCCCACAGCAAAACGGUUGGCGGCCUUCCGCUGGUCAGCGACACAUUCUUGUUGCAAAAGCAGCAGCAUUUCAACAGGUCCAAGAACCUCGAGCGCAUGGUCCACCCCUGCGGAUCCGGCGCGUUCGGUUAUUUCGAGUGCACCCAGGAUGUGUCUGAGCUCACCAAGGCCAAUUUCUUGUCCACCGUUGGCGACAAGACACCGAUCUUCAUGCGAUUCUCUACUGUGACUUUUGGCAGGGAAUUCCCGGAUGAAGGACGCAACCCUCGUGGGUUUGCCAUCAAGUUCUAUACACAAGAGGGCAACUAUGACAUCGUCGGCCUAAACUUUCCCAUAUUCUUUUGCCGGGACCCGAUCCAGGGCCCAGACGUCAUCCGCUCCCAGUCUCGCAACCCGGCCAACUUCCUGCUCGACUUUGACGCGCUGUUCGACCUCCUCGCCAACACGCCCGAGGGCAACCACGCGGGAAUGAUGUUCUUCAGCGACCACGGCACGCCUCAGGGCUGGCGCAACAACCACGGCUACGGGUGUCACACGUUCAAGUGGGUCAACAAGAACGGCGAGUUUGUGUACAUCAAGUACCACUUCAUUGCCAAGCACGGGCAAAAGACGUUCACCGACGAGGAGGCCGUCGCCAUGUGCGGGAGGGACCCGGACUACUCGAAGCGGGACCUCUGGGCGGCCAUCGAGAAGGGCGAGGAGAUCGAGUGGAUGGCUAAGGUGCAGGUCAUGCAGCCGGACCAGGCGGACCCGGACGUGCUGGGCUUUGAUCCUUUCGACGUGACCAAGGUCUGGCCGCGGGACCAGUUCCCGAUGAAGGAGUUUGGCCGGCUCGUGCUCAACAAGAACCCGGAGAACUUCCACCGGGACGUCGAGCAGUCGGCCUUCUCGCCCGGCAGCAUGGUCCCGGGCAUCGAGGACUCCCCGGACCCGCUGCUGCAGUUCCGCAUGUUCUUCUACCGCGACGCCCAGUACCACCGCAUCGGCGUCAACCUGCACCAGGUCCCCGUCAACUGCCCCUUCAUGGCCCAGUCGUACGCCUCGCUCAACUUCGACGGCGCCAUGCGCACCGACGCCAACCACGCCGGCAACAAGCAGUACGCGCCCAACAGCUUCGCGCACAAGUUCCGCCCGGACACGGCCGAGGCCCCUUACGUCGUGAACGACAACAUUGUCAGCCGCAAGAGCCACUACUGGCACGAGGGCAAGGCCAGCGAGUACGACCAGGCCCGCGAGCUGUGGCGGCGCGUCAUGACCGAGCAGGAGCGCCAGAACACGUGCAAGAACACCGCAAAGUACCUGAGCAUCGUGCAGUAUCCAGAGAUCCAGAAAAAAUACCUCGCCCAGCAAUACAACAUUGACCCGGCGUACGCCAGGGGCAUCUUUGAGCUCUUGGACGCCCCGUCCUUUGACUUCUCCGAGGUCGAGGAGCUGUCGGUCGUGGCGCAGGAGUGGUACAAGGAGAAGAAGUUCCAGCCAACCACCAAUGAGAAGUUGGUUGGCCAAGUUCCAUCUAUGGGAGUCUAUAACAUGUAGAGAGUUGUAUUUGGCAGUAGCGGAUGUUCUAUCACAUAUUUUCAGGAUGCACACUUGCUCUGCUAUUUAUGUCGCUACACUGUUGACCUUGCGCUGCCCAAGGAAUCUGUCCUAGUUGAAGACUUCGCCCAUUCCAAAAUCCACAAAUUCAUGUACAGU
Messenger RNA from Microdochium trichocladiopsis, 2332 nucleotides. RefSeq names its product catalase-like domain-containing protein. Bases 413 to 2173 code for a protein of 586 amino acids. The transcript is spliced from 5 exons. Lineage: Eukaryota; Fungi; Ascomycota; Sordariomycetes; Xylariales; Microdochiaceae. The record is from RefSeq and is a predicted model, not a curated record. Gene Ontology annotation, biological process: response to hydrogen peroxide; hydrogen peroxide catabolic process. Gene Ontology annotation, cellular component: mitochondrion; cytoplasm; peroxisome. Gene Ontology annotation, molecular function: catalase activity; heme binding.